Messenger RNA from Phanerochaete carnosa HHB-10118-sp, 350 nucleotides. RefSeq lists its product as uncharacterized. Bases 111 to 338 code for a protein of 75 amino acids. The transcript has a single exon. The record is from RefSeq and is a predicted model, not a curated record. NCBI's taxonomy places the organism in Eukaryota, Fungi, Basidiomycota, Agaricomycetes, Polyporales, Phanerochaetaceae.
CCAGAAGCAUUCCAUCUGCAUCAACCGUGGGCACCGCAGCUCACACACUUUCUCGUUCUCCGCAGACGACCACUAGGGUUCUCUUAGGUUUCCUAUGACCAUUGGCCUACAUGUCUCGGACAGCCGUGCGCAAGCACCGUACAAAGUCGACCGCUAAGGAGGCAUCGUCAGCGCAGGAGCCGCAGCCCCUAGACCGUAGCAAGGCCAGGGUGCAGCAACCCAAAGCGCAGGACACCGCCUCUGAGCCUCCCCCGCAACAUGCACAAGUGACCAAGGAGCGCAAACGUGCAAACCGAAAGCGCGCGGAAAUUCAAUCUCCGGAGACCCCAGUAAGCUGACGCCACACUGUG